AUGCAAGAGUUGAUUAACCAGGAGAAGUCUCAUAACUCGUCGAUGAGCAAUAAUUCAUUAAAUGCUAGUGCUUCGCAUCCUCAUCAAGCGCGGCUUCCUCCUAUUGAAAUACCGAAAUUUGACGGUAAUAUACAAGAGUGGAAUUCCUUCUUUGACCUUUACAAGGCAAUGGUUCAUAAUAAUGAGCAUUAUUCGUUAGCUCAGAAAUUCUCUUACCUUCGAUUGGCACUAGGUGGUCCAGCAUCGGACAUUAUCAAAGGGAUACCGAUCACGGAACUCAACUAUGAAGUAGCUAUGAGGAAGUUACAACAGAGAUACGACAAUAAAAGCUUGGUUAUUCAGUCACAUAUUCGUGCCAUUCUCGACGCACCUCGAGUAGAGGUCGCUUCGGCGAACGAAUUGCAGAAGCUGCAUUCAUGUGUUUCAACUCAUAUCGCCGCACUUGAGUCGUUAUGCCAACCGAUUGAACACUGGGACGCAUGGCUCGUAACAAUUAUUCUGAGGAAAUUAGACCAUACCACAAGCCAUGAAUGGCAGCUGCGUCGAACUAACACAGAUUUACCAACAUAUAUCGAGCUGGAAGAAUUUAUUUCAAGUCGUUGCAUUGCAUUUGAGAGCUCCGAAACACUAGAUGCUAAUGAAAAGGGUGAAGAAGCAAGAUAUCCGACAAACAGCGCAAUUACGAAGAAGACGUCUAAUCAUACAGCUACAAGAAAAGGACUCAUAGCUUCAAUUCCCAAUGAUAUAAAAUGCAGCUGCUGCUCUGAACCACAUAAGCUAUACGCAUGUAGUAAGUUUAAAGAUCUAUCAAUAGGAGAUCGUGUCACGGUAGUUCGAGACUCAAGAUUAUGUUUUAACUGUUUUUCUCCAACGCACAUGGCAACUGUAUGUAAAUCUCUUUAUGGUUGUCGUAUAUGCAGACGAAGGCACAACACUCUGUUGCACUUUGACAAGGUUCCAGAGCCUCAACAAACCACUGAAAGGGAACGGACUACAACAGAGACGUCAAACGUGUCGGCAGCUGCAUCCGCUUUUAAUAGACUAGAACAAAACUACACGUUUUUAGCAACUGCAGUUGUCCUUAUUACUGAUAGACGAAGCAAUCAGCGUAAGUGUAGAGCUCUACUUGAUAGCGGCUCACAGGUGAAUUUUAUAUCAGGAAACCUCGCCAAGUCACUGCAACUAGAAUGUAAAAAGUCUAACCUACCAGUCGGUGGUAUUGGGGCGAGCCAAGUGAGAGCUGUAUCCUAUGUUGAAGUCUCGGUCCAAUCAAGACUGAGUGAUUAUUGUGUUAAAUUGGUAUGUUACGUGUUGCCAACGAUUGUAAAUAAUUUACCAUCAUGUGAAACGCCAAAAGAGGGUUGGCAAAUUCCAGAUGAUUUGAUGUCACAGCUAGCAGACCCUUCCUUUCAAAAUCCAGGGACAGUUGAUUUAUUAAUAGGCGGUGGAGUAUUUUUUGAUGUGUUCUCAACUACUGUACCUCGGAUACCAUUAAAAGUCAAGAAUGUAGUUUUGAACUUCAGCAAUCUUGGGUGGAUAGUGACUGGUGAAAUAGGAGUAGUGACUUUAGUUGGAAUUCAUUCAGUCGGCGAAUCUUUAGAGGAAGAUUGGAAAGCAAUUAUGGCCAGCGAGACUUCCAGUUUCGGACGGCUAUCGAAGGCAAAUCAAAGAUGUUUGGAAGAGGCAGAAACACUUGAACAUUUUAAUCAAACUACAUACAGAGAUAAAGAGGGACGGUUCGUAGUACGUCUGCCAAAGAAAGACACGGUGAAUGAGUUGGGUUCUACGUUGGCUAUGGCGACAUCCCGAUUUCUUAGUGUGGAACGCAGAUUACAGCACGAUGAGAAGUUUAGAACAGAAUACACAAAAUUCAUCAAUGAAUAUAUUGAAAUGGGGCAUAUGGUAGAAGUCGUCGAUGAAUUAAUGAUACCAAAACCAUCCUUUUACCUACCACAUCAUGCGGUCCUUAAAAGCUCAAGUCUGACAACCAAGCUCCGAGUUGUGUUUGAUGCGUCAGCCACAAGCUCGUCAGGGCUAUCGCUCAACAAAGUGUUGAAAUGUGGUCCUACCGUGCAAGAGGACGUAUUCGGGAUACUUACGCGUUUUAGAAAACACCAAUACGUCGUAACAUCCGACGUUGAAAAAAUGUUUCGUCAAGUACGCGUUUCAGAGGAUGAUUGGAACCUGCAACGGAUUUUGUGGAGACAAAAUCCGAAAGAGCAGUUACGUACUUAUCAAUUGACGACUGUGACUUAUGGAACGACACCAGCGUCGUUUUUGGCUACACAAUGCCUAGUUGCUUUGGCAGAAGAAGUGAAGGAACAAUACCCCGAAGCGUCAACGUCCAUUCUUCGUGACUUUUAUAUGGACGACUUAAUGACAGGCGCGGACAGUGUGGAAGACUGUUGUAGAAUUCAGAAAGAGGUAAACUCUAUCCUUGAUUCUGCAAAAAUGCCGCUGAGAAAGUGGUGUUCAAACUCCCAAGAUAUAAUUGAACAAAUGGGUAAACGUGAAGGUGAUACGUUGUUCACACUUGAGAUAGGAGACGGAGAAAUAGUGAAAUCUUUAGGACUGGAAUGGAAGCCACUGUUAGAUCAAUUCUUUUUUACUAUAUCUCCCACUUUACAACCGAAAUGUUUAACUAAGCGAGUGAUAUUAUCAGAUCUUAAUAAGAUUUUUGAUCCUCUUGGGUUUUUGACACCCGUGCUGAUAAAAGGUAAAAUUUUUCUGCAACAGAUGUGGGCAGAGAAAAUGGAUUGGGAUAAACCGUUGCCAAUAGCCAUGCAAACAAAAUGGAGCGCCUUCUACCAAAGUUUAGGCCAGUUGAAGGUACUAGAAAUUCCAAGGAAAGCGAUUCCAAGUCUGUCGAAGGACAUCGAAGUCCAUGGUUUCUGCGACGCCUCGGAAGAAGCGUACGCACCUUUGAAAGGAACCACCAUCCCACGCUUAGAGCUGAAUGGGGCGCUGUUACUUGCUGAAUUAGUCAACAAAGUGUCAGAGUCGUGGGGCUUUCAGUUGGGAAGUUGUCAAUUAUGGACUGAUUCGAUCGUAGUCUUGAGUUGGAUAAACAGUCAGCAAACCAGAUUAAAAUCUUACGUUCUAAAUCGAAUAUCACAAAUUUUGGAAUUAACUGAUGCGAACCAGUGGCACCACGUACGUACAGCCGAUAACCCUGCUGAUGUUAUUUCCCGUGGCAUAAGUGCCAAGGAACUGUUGAGAGCAGAUCUCUGGUGGUAUGGACCAAGAUGGAUGUCAGAUCAAAAAAGCCAAUGGAAUGCGUCAGAAGUACAGUUAAUCGAGGAUGAAGAGAUCCCGGAACAACGGACAGUAAAACUUGCAUUAGUGAUUUCUCUACCAUUAACCAAGCUCUUCGAUGCUUUCUCGAACUGGCACAAAUUAGUACGCUCAGUAGCAUGGCUCUUACGAUUCAUAAGGUAUAUGAAGCUAAAAAAAACUAUUGAAUAUCCAAAGCAUUUAUUAGUUUCCGAGUUACAAGGCGCUAAAGUCGCUGUGAUCAAAUGGGUUCAGAGAGAGUCGUUUUACGAGGAGUUUAAAUCAUUAGAAUCUAAUAAGGAACUACUUCGAAGAAGCAAAAUCAAGAAUUUGCAGCCAUUCAUAAAGGACGGUCUAAUCUAUGUCGGUGGACGUUUAGAGUAUUCCAACAUAUCUGAACAGCAAAAACAUCCUUUAAUACUACCAGCGACCCACAAAAUAACGCGCUUAAUAUUUGAAGAUCGGCACCGAGAAUUACUGCACUGUGGACCACAGGCUUUGUUGGCUGAAAUAAGAAGAAUGUAUUGGCCACUGAGAGGACGAAUAAUGGCACGUUCAGUAACAUCACGUUGUGUUCAGUGUGUAAAGGCAAGACCUAAGUUUUUGUUACCACUCAUGGCCCCAUUACCAAAGGAUCGAGUACAAUGCUCUCGGCCUUUUGCUAUCGCUGGGGUAGAUUUCGCUGGUCCGAUUGUUAUCAGAAGUGGAAUCCGGCGAGUAACCGGCAUCAAGGCCUGGAUUGCUGUUUUUGUGUGCUUUUCGACUAGGGCAGUUCACUUAGAGGCUGUGGAAGACCUAACAAGCGCUGCAUUCGUAGCUUGCUUACGUCGAUUUAUGUCAAGGCGUGGAAAAUGUAAGAGAAUUUAUAGCGAUAAUGGUACCAAUUUUGUUGGGGCGCAAAAAGAGCUCACUGCAUACAUGGAAAAAAUUGAUAAGCGAAUGGAAGGAGAAGGAAUCGAAUGGAGAUUCAACCCCCCCUCAGCUCCUCAUUUUGGAGGGCUUUGGGAGAAUGCU
This is a messenger RNA of Myzus persicae (green peach aphid), 4287 nucleotides long. RefSeq lists its product as uncharacterized. The record is from RefSeq and is a predicted model, not a curated record. The transcript has 2 exons. The annotation marks the transcript as partial. Lineage: Eukaryota; Metazoa; Arthropoda; Insecta; Hemiptera; Aphididae. Gene Ontology annotation, biological process: DNA integration. Gene Ontology annotation, molecular function: nucleic acid binding.